This is a messenger RNA of Rattus norvegicus (Norway rat), 1373 nucleotides long. RefSeq names its product C1GALT1-specific chaperone 1 (gene C1galt1c1). Gene Ontology annotation, biological process: protein O-linked glycosylation. Gene Ontology annotation, cellular component: membrane. Lineage: Eukaryota; Metazoa; Chordata; Mammalia; Rodentia; Muridae. The record is from RefSeq and is a predicted model, not a curated record.
GUGGACGUGAGAGGAAAGCGGCGUAAGGCAGCGCUUUCCUGCCCUGGAGCCAUUCUAGAUGCGGUGAGUGCCAAAACCUCGGCCCCCACUUCAAGCACAACCCAGAGCAACUGUUUCUCUCACUCCCUUGGAAACAUGCUUUCAGAAAGCAGUUCAUUUUUGAAGGGUGUGAUGCUUGGAAGCAUCUUCUGUGCCUUGAUCACUAUGCUAGGCCACAUUAGGAUUGGAAACAGAAUGCACCACCAUGAACAUCACCAUCUGCAAGCCCCUAACAAAGAUGAUAUCUUGAAAAUUUCAGAGACUGAACGCAUGGAGCUUAGUAAGAGUUUCCAGGUAUACUGUAUAGUUCUCGUAAAACCUAAAGAUGUGAGUCUUUGGGCUGCAGUGAAGGAGACUUGGACCAAACACUGUGACAAAGCAGAAUUCUUCAGUUCUGAAAAUGUUAAAGUGUUUGAGUCAAUUAAUAUGGACACAAAUGAUAUGUGGUUGAUGAUGAGGAAAGCUUACAAAUAUGCUUAUGAUAAAUACAAGGACCAAUACAACUGGUUCUUCCUUGCACGCCCCACUACUUUCGCUGUUAUUGAAAAUCUCAAAUAUUUUUUGUUAAGAAAGGAUCCAUCACAACCUUUCUAUCUAGGUCACACUGUAAAAUCUGGAGACCUUGAAUAUGUGAGUGUGGAUGGAGGAAUUGUCUUAAGCAUAGAAUCAAUGAAAAGACUCAAUGGCCUUCUCAGUGUUCCUGAAAAGUGUCCUGAACAAGGAGGAAUGAUUUGGAAGAUAUCUGAAGAUAAGCAGCUAGCAGUCUGCCUGAAAUAUGCUGGAGUAUUUGCAGAAAAUGCAGAAGACGCCGAUGGAAAAGAUGUGUUUAAUACCAAAUCUGUUGGGCUUUUCAUUAAAGAGGCAAUGACUAACCAACCAAACCAGGUAGUAGAAGGAUGUUGCUCUGAUAUGGCUGUUACUUUCAAUGGACUGACUCCUAAUCAGAUGCAUGUGAUGAUGUAUGGGGUGUACCGGCUUAGGGCAUUUGGACAUGUUUUCAAUGAUGCAUUGGUUUUCUUACCUCCGAAUGGUUCUGAGAAUGACUGACAGAAAGCAAGAGCAUGCUUUUAGUAACUAUAUUAAGACACGGUAUUGUUUUUAAUUGAUAACAAAUCUAACACAGUAGUAUGUUUCUUUUUCUUAUCUGGUUACACUGGUAUAAUCACACAUUGAAGUCUACUUGUACAUUGUCAAAUGGAAUGCUGUUUUAGCCUUGCAUCAUUUGUGAGAAUUUAAAUGUAUUAAAAAUAAAUGUUUUAAGAAUAACAAUUUUUCAAAUACAUAUUUAUAAAUACUAUAUUUAUGUGAUAAAGACUAAAUUAUAGACAUUAAAA